This is a messenger RNA of Populus nigra (black poplar), 1545 nucleotides long. RefSeq names its product dnaJ protein ERDJ3B-like. The transcript has 10 exons. The record is from RefSeq and is a predicted model, not a curated record. NCBI's taxonomy places the organism in Eukaryota, Viridiplantae, Streptophyta, Magnoliopsida, Malpighiales, Salicaceae. Gene Ontology annotation, biological process: protein folding. The coding region runs from base 266 to 1315 and encodes 349 amino acids.
UCAAGUCAUCGCUGCCUUGUGUUCUUGGUUAUACUUCCAUAACUCUAGACAGCCUGGGUUUCAGACUCUCCCUGGAAGUUUGGAACACAAACGUUAUAGCAAGAGAUCUUUCUUUUAACAAUUUGAGAGAGAGAGGGUUUCAGAGACGACUAGUCAUUCAGCAUUGGAAUUAAUCAUUAACAGGUUGGCAAUUACAAACCCUAGAGCUCAUUAGUUUCGGAGAGAUCCACCAGUUCUCUCCUCCUGAUAUUUUGUAAUCUAAACAAUGGAGCAUCAGCAUCGAAGAUCAAAGCUCUUAUUGUUAUUAUGCGUGGCUCUAUCAUACUACGCUAUCAUCUCCAUUGCAGGGAAGAGCUAUUACGAAGUUUUGCAAGUGCCUAAAGGUGCAUCAGACGAGCAGAUCAAAAGAGCGUAUAGAAAGCUAGCUUUGAAGUAUCAUCCUGAUAAGAAUCAGGGAAAUGAAGAGGCUAAUUUGCGUUUUGCCGAGAUUAACAAUGCGUAUGAGGUGUUAUCGGAUAGUGAGAAGAGGAAUAUUUACGAUAGGUAUGGAGAGGAGGGACUUAAGCAGCAUAUGGCUAGUGGAGGCAGAGGUGGUGGAGGAGGAAUGAAUUUUCAAGACAUUUUUAGCCAAUUUUUUGGUGGAGGUUCGAUGGAAGAGGAAGAGAAAAUCGCGAGGGGUGAUGAUGUAAUUGUAGAAUUGGAUGCAACACUGGAAGACCUGUAUAUGGGUGGUUCACUGAAGGUCUGGAGGGAAAAAAAUGUUAUAAAGCCAGCCCCUGGCAAAAGACGCUGUAACUGCAGAAAUGAAGUUUACCACAAGCAAAUUGGUCCAGGGAUGUUUCAGCAGAUGACAGAGCAGGUCUGUGAGCAAUGUCAAAAUGUCAAAUAUGAAAGGGAGGGAUAUUUUCUCACAGUUGAUAUUGAGAAAGGCAUGCAAGAUGGACAAGAGGUGGUUUUCUAUGAAGAUGGUGAGCCUAUAAUUGAUGGAGAACCUGGAGAUUUGAAGUUCCGAAUUCGUACUGCACCCCAUGACAUCUUCAGAAGAGAAGGCAAUGACUUGCAUACGACUGUCACCAUAACACUGGUUCAAGCGCUUGUUGGUUUUGAGAAGAAAAUUGAGCAUCUUGAUGAGCAUUUGGUGGACAUUAGCUCGAAGGGAAUCACCAAACCCAAAGAAGUAAGAAGGUUCAAGGGGGAGGGAAUGCCUUUGCAUUUCAGCACAAAGAACGGUGAUCUUUAUGUCACGUUUGAGGUUCUUUUCCCCACAUCACUAACUGAAGACCAGAAGAAAAAGAUCAAGGAAGUUCUUGGCUAGGGUGUUGAAAUUAAUAUCUUUCACGUCCUGAAUUCUUCAAAUUGUAACAUGGCAUUAUAUAGAAAAUCUGAAAGCUUGCCAAGGAUUUUGUUUUUUACCCCCUUGUUGCGGAGUAGCAUACAAAUUAGUAAGAUUUUGCCCAUCUAAGCUAAAAUCCCCCUUGCUUCUUAAUGAACUGUCAAUGAUGAAGUGCAAUAGAAGCUAAAAUUAAAGAGGAAUUAAUUGCUCUA